AUGACCGCGAUUCUGGGUGGAGGCAUAGCCGGUCUGUCGGCGGCAUUUUACGCCCUGGAGAACCCACGUCUGGGUGCUUUGACUCUCUACGAAGCAUCUGACCGUCUUGGAGGAUGGAUACGCAGCAAGAGAUCACCUACAGGAGCGAUGUUUGAAAAGGGUCCUCGUACCAUGCGAUCUACUGGUAUCGGUGGCAAAAAUACUCUUCGUAUUAUUGAGGAGCUAAAUUUAACUGACCGGGUGAUCAGCAUCGGGCCGAAUCAUCCGGCAGCUAAAAAACGGCUCAUUUAUGCUGACAAAAGCUUACACGUUUUGCCAAACUCAUUCAUGGAUUUAUUAAAAAUACGCGCGCCGUUAAAACGUCCGCUUAUCCUGUCGCUCUGGAACGAGUUGAAGGCUCCGAGGGUCGAGAAAGACGACGAGGAUUUGUACAGUUUCGUUGAAAGAAGGCUGGGUAAGGAUGUCGCGGAGUACUUGAUCAGUCCGAUGGUUUGCGGGAUAGCUGCUGGGGAUGCUAAAAAAUUGAGCGUUAAUUUCCUGAUGCGGUCGAUGUUCGAAGCUGAGCAGAAGCAUGGCUCCAUUCUCAAGGGAACGCUGAAGACCAACAGAAUGCAGGGAGAUAUUGAAAAGAAAAGGCUGGAGGAUAUGAAGAAUACGACCUUGGGACGGACCACAAAAGGCCCUUCGAAGUUGGCCCUAAGGGCGGAAAAGGAAAAAUGGGCAGUAUGGACACUAGAAGGCGGACUCGAGCAAUUUCCCAUCGCGAUGGCGGAGCACGUGGGGGGUAAAGUUGAUGUGCAGUUUAAAAAGUGCAGCAACUUGACUUUCGCCCCAGGGAAAGUUGACGUUGAGGUCGAUGGCAAGGUUCAAAAAUUUGAUAAAGUAAUUUCUAGUCUUCCGGCUAAAAAUCUUGCGCCGAUGGUCAGACAACAGCAUCCGGAAUUGGCUGAUGAGUUGGAGGCAAUACCUAGUGUUACAGUCGCUGUUAUUAAUUUUGAGUUUGAGGAAAACAUUUUGCCGUGCGAAGCUUUUGGUUUCUUGGUCCCGCCAAAUCAGAACUUGCCAUUGCUCGGGGUUAUUUUUGAUUCGUGUGUUUACCCACAAAAAUCAACGGUAGUAACAGCAAUGAUGGGCGGUGCCUGGUUUGAUCAUCAUUUCGGUAGCAAUCCAACGGAGGACAAUUUACUGUCGAUUGCGUUGGAACAAUUGCGUAUCACAUUAAAUGUCAAAGUUAAUCCGGUAAAUGUUGACGUUGAAAUCUUGAAGGAUUGUAUUCCCCAGCAGAUUGUUGGUCACGACGCACGUAUGAAACGGAUACGUGAGUACAUAACUGACCAUGGAAUGGCUCUAGCGAUUUGUGGUUCUUCUUAUCAAGGCGUUGGAGUUAACGACGUUAUUCUGUCAUCGAAAAACGCCAUUGAUGAUAUGUUAUUACGUGAUAUAAAUGCAUGAAAUUACAUGCCAAUCAUGCAUUUAUGUACAGACUGUAGUUGCUGAGACUAAACAUGCGAUAUGUAAAUAAUAAUUUUUAUAAGUAAUUAAAGUAAAAUAAAAAUUAUUUGUGAUAAAUAAAGAAAACAAUAAUAAAUUAAAUUGUUGCAAAUGCAAA
Messenger RNA from Microplitis mediator, 1609 nucleotides. RefSeq names its product protoporphyrinogen oxidase (gene Ppox). Gene Ontology annotation, molecular function: protoporphyrinogen oxidase activity, oxygen as acceptor. The record is from RefSeq and is a predicted model, not a curated record. Gene Ontology annotation, cellular component: mitochondrial inner membrane. The transcript has 3 exons. Gene Ontology annotation, biological process: heme biosynthetic process. NCBI's taxonomy places the organism in Eukaryota, Metazoa, Arthropoda, Insecta, Hymenoptera, Braconidae. Bases 1 to 1452 code for a protein of 483 amino acids.